AUGAAACUAAUUUACCCUCAAAACCUAACUUCAGAUACAGUUGGAGGAAAGUUCUCAGUCAGUAAUACUUCCAUAGAGAGUUCUGGGCAUACUCCCACUAAACCGACGACCUAUUCACCUGAACUUUCUGGGGAUAAUGAAAGAGUUGAUAGACUAACUUGCUUCUGUUCUAAAGAGGCAUCUAAUUCGAAACACACCUGCCCCUGCUUUUCUGCGUGUUCCCCUUCUUCUAUGGAUCCUCAGAAGCAGAAGAACAAACGUGUCCGUUUUACAACAGUUAAAGUGUACUACUUUGCUCGUACUCAAGGCAUUUCAACUGUGCCGAAAAGCGGUGAAGUAUCUCUGGGAAUGGUUGAUAAACAUUUCACUGAGCGACAAUUUUCACUGUGGCUUGGUCAUCGCCCAGAGUUGAAACUCACAAACGAAAGUGAAGUUAGUUCCUUAGAUACCACCAUAGAUAGAUAUUACAUUAAUAAGGAGGCCCGUAUAAAAAUGCUAAAACGGUCAGGGGUUCAGGUUCGGAAGGUAAAAAGCUUGGAAUCUAUCCGUAAAUCACGCAUACUAUGCGGCUGCCAUUGUGAGAAUGGUGUUUGUCUCUCGGAUACAUGUCAAUGUGCUUUAGAAGGCAUCGUAUGUCAGGUGGAUGGUGUUGACGAAUUCGGAAUGACACAUCCUUGCUGGUGUAAUGCAAUGAGUUGUUCUAACCCAUGUGGGAGGACAGAGUUUGAUCCCGAGCACGUCAAAAACCACUAUCAUAUGACAAUGAUGCGUUUAAAACAUGCAGAAAAAUCGGUACUUUGUUGUUUUUGGUCUAAUAUGUUUCAAAAAGGGGCGCCCAUGUACAUCACCGAGCGAGGUGAGGUAGAAAAUUUCUCCUUUUGGCACAGCACCCGAGAUACAUUGGGUGCAAUGCAUUUGCUGCGAAAAUAG
This is a messenger RNA of Angiostrongylus costaricensis, 930 nucleotides long. Lineage: Eukaryota; Metazoa; Nematoda; Chromadorea; Rhabditida; Metastrongylidae. The record is from the annotation of a GenBank genome assembly.